AUGGCUUCGCAGACUUCAGCUCCUGCUGAGCCUGCACCCAUGCCUUCUCCAGAAGCAAAGACCACUGAAGGAGCAUCCACCUAUGACCAAGCAGACAUGGAGACCAAGCACGCGGGGCCCCCAUGCCCCCCAAAGCAGAAGUCCUGGCUGGCUCGGCAUUUCUCCCUGCUGUUGCGGAGAGACCGACAGGCCCAGAAGGCCGGGCAGCUCUUCUCGGGGCUCCUGGCUCUCAAUGUGGUAUUCCUGGGUGGGGCUUUUAUCUGUAGCAUGAUAUUCAACAAGGUGUCUGUCACUCUGGGGGACGUGUGGAUCCUGCUGGCUGCACUGAAGGUCCUCUCCCUGUUGUGGCUCCUCUACUACACAGUGGGUACCACCCGGAAGCCCCACGCAGUCCUGUACCGUGAUCCUCAUGCGGGACCCAUCUGGGUGAGGGGCUCCCUGGUGCUCUUCGGCAGCUGUACCGUCUGCCUGAACAUAUUUCGAAUGGGCUAUGACGUGAGCCACAUUCACUGCAAGUCAGAAGUGGAACUCAUCUUUCCGGCCAUUGAGAUUGUCUUUAUGAUUAUUCAGUGCAGGACCUGCCUGAGACGCUGUCUUUUCCUGCCCUAUCUCUUCUCAGGUAACGGGACCAACACUUGCAUGUGCCUCAACACCACAGUGUGCGAGGUCUUCCGGAAGGGCUAUCUGAUGCUCUACCCCUUCAGCACUGAGUACUGCCUCAUCUGCUGUGCCGUGCUCUUUGUCAUGUGGAAGAACGUGAGCCGUAGCCUGGCAGCCCACACAGGUGCUCAUCCCAACAGAUCACCCUUCCACCUGCACGGUGCCAUCUUUGGGCCACUGCUGGGCCUUUUGGCACUGGUGGCUGGCGUAUGCGUCUUUGUGCUCUUCCAAAUCGAAGCGAGUGGCCCUGACAUAGCCCGCCAGUACUUCACCCUCUACUAUGCGUUCUAUGUGGCUGUGCUGCCCACCAUGAGCCUGGCGUGCCUGGCAGGUACAGCCAUCCAUGGGCUGGAGGAGCGCGAACUGGACACCCUCAAAAACCCCACACGCAGCCUGGAUGUGGUGCUGUUGAUGGGCGCUGCACUGGGCCAGAUGGGCAUCGCCUACUUCUCCAUCGUGGCUAUCGUGGCCACCCAGCCGCACGAGCUACUCAACCAGCUCAUCCUGGCCUACUCACUGCUGCUAAUCCUGCAGCACAUCACUCAGAAUCUCUUCAUCAUCGAGGGCCUGCACCGCCGCCCCCUCUGGGAGCCUGCGGUCUCAGGUGUGAUGGAGAAGCAGGAUGUUGAGCUACCCCGCAGAGGCUCCCUGCGGGAGCUGGGUCAGGACCUACGGAGAGCCUCAAGGGCCUACAUCCACUCUUUCAGCCACCUCAACUGGAAACGCAGGAUGCUCAAGGAGAUCUCUCUCUUCCUCAUCCUCUGCAACAUCACACUGUGGAUGAUGCCCGCCUUCGGCAUACACCCAGAGUUUGAGAACGGGCUGGAAAAGGAUUUUUACGGCUACAGGACCUGGUUCACCAUUGUUAACUUCGGCCUGCCCCUGGGUGUGUUCUACCGCAUGCACUCUGUCGGGGGGCUGGUGGAGGUCUACCUGGGGGCCUGAGUGCCCGAGGAACCCAGCCACAGCAGAACCCCGAAAGUGCCAAGGCAGAAAAAGAAACUCGGGAGUAUCUAGGCAGACAGAGGUGCAGAAACCUGCCUGGGGUUCCCAAAGUGACCUAUCCUCAACCUGACUGAGGAGGAGAGGAUACUGCCUGGAGCUCAAAACCAAGGGUGGGGCUUGGAAACUGAGCCUCUCGACAACAGUCCAAGGAUGUACCCCGGGUGGCUUGCCAAAGGCUGUGAGGGUCAGUUUGAAAUUGUGGCAUCUGGGGGCUGGAAGAGGCUGAGUCCUUCUGUGGGACAUCCUAGAAGCUCAGAACUCCAACUGAGAGCUCAAACCCCAGCACUCCAAGCUUGGCAGGCAGCCCUGCCCAUCUCCUAAUGAGCUCAUUCAUUAGCUGCCAGGCAGGGCCCAACAGCUCUUUCCGGCUUUCAUAAACUCUGUUUGUUUGAUC
This is a messenger RNA of Mus caroli (Ryukyu mouse), 2059 nucleotides long. Lineage: Eukaryota; Metazoa; Chordata; Mammalia; Rodentia; Muridae. The record is from RefSeq and is a predicted model, not a curated record.